This is a messenger RNA of Drosophila busckii, 414 nucleotides long. Its product is annotated as acyl-CoA-binding protein homolog. The record is from RefSeq and is a predicted model, not a curated record. Gene Ontology annotation, molecular function: long-chain fatty acyl-CoA binding. The coding region runs from base 103 to 354 and encodes 83 amino acids. Gene Ontology annotation, biological process: fatty acid metabolic process. The transcript has 2 exons. Lineage: Eukaryota; Metazoa; Arthropoda; Insecta; Diptera; Drosophilidae.
ACCAUAAAUUAUUAUCAGCUAAUGGGUUUUCGUAUAAAAAGGCUAGUUGCUGAACUAAACAGCACUCAUUAGCCCACUGAAGCAACUGAAGUAAUACACAAAAUGGAUUUCAACACCGCCUCCGAGAAAGCCAAGAAGUUCACCAAGACUCCCACCAAUGACGAGUUCUUGGAAUUCUACGGACUGUACAAGCAGGCGACCGUUGGUGAUAACAACACUGCCGAACCCGGUGCAUUGGAUCUGAAGGGCAAGGCCAAGUGGAACGCAUGGAACAAGCACAAGGGCAUGUCCCAGGAUGCCGCCAAGGCCGCCUACAUUGCCACCUAUGAGAAAUACGCACCCAAGUAUGCUUAAGUGUCUUGAAAAUGUCUAACUGGUGAUGCAAUAAAUGACUUGAAGAUUAUAUAAAUGGAA